Molecule: messenger RNA, 1515 nt
Organism: Paramecium tetraurelia
Lineage: Eukaryota; Ciliophora; Oligohymenophorea; Peniculida; Parameciidae
Exons: 3
Biological process (GO): mitotic DNA damage checkpoint signaling; protein phosphorylation
Cellular component (GO): cytoplasm; nucleus
Molecular function (GO): ATP binding; protein serine/threonine kinase activity
Source: RefSeq, a predicted model, not a curated record
AUGAAUAACUCUUUAUACUUUGUAUCAUCUGAAAGACAAUCUUUUUGGAACAAAAAUUUGAAGUCUUUGGUAAAUUACGAUUUUCAUAAAUUGUCCGAAGAUUAAUAAACAAUAGUUUUAUUUAAACAAGGAUAGUUACUUAAGAGAACGACUCCAAGACGAUAUAAGAUCUAUCAUCAACACCUUUUUUAUUUUCAGGUGGUAAGUGUUUUAUAUUUUAUUAGUGAUUUAUUAAAGAAUGGUGAGAUUGGAGGCUUUCUAAUUCUCAAAAAUGUAUAUUGUUCUUUUCGAAACAAAGAAAACUUAUUAAUAAUCACAUUGUCUCAUGAUCAAUCCCAACUACAACUCUUUACUAGUAAUAGAACAGAGGAAGUUGACAACUUUAUGAAUGAAUUGAAGUUAAAUUGCAUAUAGGAAUAGACACUGACAAAUUUUUACAAAAUCAAUGAAAAAAUAGGUGAAGGAAUAACCAGUGAAGUGUUCCUAGGAAGCAAUUAAGAUAAUUAAAAAUUUGCAAUAAAAAAAGUAGCAAAAGCACAACUUGGACAUAAAAUGAGAGAUAAACAAGCCAAGAGUCUGGCUGAAGAAAUUUUCAUUAUGCGAAGUCUAGAUUAUUCUAACAUCCCAAAAUUAUAUGAAGUGUUUGAAAAUGAAGAUUACAUAGGGCUAGUAAUGACACAUUAUGAAGGUGGUCAAUUAUAGGAAAAGCUGUAAAAUCUCAAUCUAUCUCAGAAAUAACAACUGGUUAAAAACCUAUUAGAAACUAUGAAUUAUGUUCACUCUUAAUCAAUUAUGCAUAGAGAUUUGAAACCCCAAAAUAUUAUGUAUAAAAAUAAGGAUCCAACAAGUGUAGACAUUGCCAUCAUUGAUUUUGGAUUCGCUACAAAUUAAAAAUACUAAGAGCAUGUACUUUAUAAUUGUGGUACUCCUGGUUAUGCAGCACCUGAAGUAUAAGAAUAUAAAGAAAAAUAAAAAAUGUAUGCAACCUAAUGUGAUGUUUACAGUUUGGGAAUCAUCAUUUAUGAAAUGUAAUCUUACUUAUAAUCUAGCUUCUUUGGUGUUCAUCCCUUUAGAAACUCUAAUCCUGGAAGUCUUACUUUCAAUGAAAAAGUAAAGGUUCCACAAUCUCUUAAGAAUCUCUUAAUUUAAAUGACAAGAAUCUAACCUAAAUAAAGAUUUACAUUGAAAGAAUGUUUAGAUUAAGAUUUUUUUCGUGAGAAUUUUGAUUCUUAGGGUCUGGAUGGGCUGUCUAAAUACAGUUUGGUUGAUUCAAUCUAUUAAAAAUCUUUCAUUAUUUAAAGAAAGAAUUCUAUUGAGCAUUCUAUAAAAUAAGAGAAAAUGAGUAAAUUGGAAUCUGCCAAAAAUAAAACGAUUAAUUCUACUGCAGCAGAAUCUAAGAAUAUAUUACUAAAGAGUUAAAAUCAAUAUGAUCAAUAAUUCCAAGAUGAUCUCUAAUUUAAUGAAUAUCAUAAUUACCCAAAUGACUUUAAUAAUCUUCUCUAGAAAAGAAUAUGA